AUGCGCACCGUACAAGUGUUUUCAGGCAGCUCACACCCUGCGUUGACAGAAGCUAUCUGUGAACGUCUAGGAACUGUUCCAGCUCAGUGUGAACUACGCAAAUUCAGCAAUGGAGAAACAAGCGUCAAUAUAGGUGUUUCCGUGCGGAACCAGGAUGUCUUCAUUGUCCAGAGCGGGAGCGCCAAAAUCAACGACAGCGUUAUGGAGUUACUGAUCAUGAUUUCUGCCUGCAAAGGGGGGUCUGCUAAGUCUAUUACUGGUAUUUACUUCCCGUACUCUCGUCAAUCGAAGAAGAAAAGUCAUCGUGGCUCUAUAACAGCACGGAUGUUGGCCAAUCUGCUCACUGUGGCUGGUGUGGAUCAUAUAAUUACAGUGGAUUUACAUGCGUCUCAAAUGCAAGGAUUUUUCGGGAAACCCGUCGAUAACCUCUUUGCUGAGCCCCUAAUUGCGCGCUGGAUUCGAAUGAACGUACCUCGUUGGAACGAAGCGGUUGUAGUCACUAAAAAUGCCGGAGGAAGUAAAAGGGUUACGUCCUUGGCUGAUUCUCUGAAGUUGAACUUUGGCAUCGUGAACACAGACCGGAGGCGUGACAAUAAGAACGGGGGGGUUUCAGGCAGCACCACAUUUUUCGAUUCUCUUGAACAUGGUCUUCCCACAUCGCGAGAUGAAUUGGUCCCUGUGGAUCAUGUUAGCAAAUCCGAAUAUCCGCAGCCGCAGCCUUCUUCGACCGCCGCUCUCGUACAACCAUCCCAGCCUACCGUCUCUCCCAGCCCGUUAACUCAAGAAACUUCCGCUAACGAAACUGAGGCGCAGUCAUCAAAGUCCACCCGUUCGCUUAGUCCGGCUCAGCAUCCUGAAGCAUCGUUUUCUGCCCGUCGUCUUUCUGAGCAAGAGGCUGCGUUUGAAUACACAGAUGAGCGCGCAAGAGAAGUUAUUACAGGUAGACUAGUACAGGGACAUAUUGUAGACGAUGACUACCAUUCACCCAUCCUCUCGUCAUGUGCAUCUGUUACUAACCUUCAUACGGACCGCAAUGGCACCGAGUCCUCAGAACCACCCACUCAGGAUCCCAUGACGCUUUCCUUUAUAUCCACAACGUCGUCUUUCCAACCUGACCAUGCUCUUGGGGGCUCUUUUGAUGCUGCUGUUUCCUCUGAUGAAGAAGACAAUAAACAAGAAAUGUCCACUGGAGAAAGGACGAUAACCCUUGUUGGUGAUGUCAAGGGAAAGACAGUUUUCAUCGUGGAUGACAUGAUUGAUAAGUGCCUCUCAUGGAUCGCUGCUGCAGAAACAGUUGUGAAGAAAGGAGGAGCUAAAAAGGUCUAUUGCAUUGCCACACAUGGCCUGUUUGGUAUUGAGUCACUGCAGGAGAUGGAAGCCUGCGAGUGCAUUGAUUUCAUUGUAGUCACGAAUUCGUUCCCAAUUCCCACGAAAUCGAAGGAGUUGAAAAAGUUAAUUGUUAUUGAUUUAUCAGCGCUCCUAUCAGAAAGCAUAAGACGUCACCAUUAUGGAGAGAGUAUCUCCUCUCUUUUCCAAAAUCACGAUUAG
Messenger RNA from Paracoccidioides lutzii Pb01, 1548 nucleotides. Its product is annotated as ribose-phosphate pyrophosphokinase. Gene Ontology annotation, cellular component: cytoplasm; ribose phosphate diphosphokinase complex. Gene Ontology annotation, biological process: ribonucleoside monophosphate biosynthetic process; purine nucleotide biosynthetic process; 5-phosphoribose 1-diphosphate biosynthetic process. The record is from RefSeq and is a predicted model, not a curated record. The transcript has 4 exons. Gene Ontology annotation, molecular function: ribose phosphate diphosphokinase activity; magnesium ion binding. Bases 1 to 1548 code for a protein of 515 amino acids.